Molecule: messenger RNA, 1193 nt
Organism: Nycticebus coucang (slow loris)
Lineage: Eukaryota; Metazoa; Chordata; Mammalia; Primates; Lorisidae
Gene: TCAP
Product: titin-cap
Exons: 2
Coding region: 254-757 (167 amino acids)
Biological process (GO): skeletal muscle myosin thick filament assembly; skeletal muscle thin filament assembly; cardiac myofibril assembly
Cellular component (GO): Z disc
Molecular function (GO): titin binding; protein-macromolecule adaptor activity; titin Z domain binding
Source: RefSeq, a predicted model, not a curated record
AGUGUCUGAGGAGUGUAGGGCACCUAGAAUUGUUGCUCUGAGGACCCCAGCCCCAGACCUCUGGCAUGGGGGCACCCAGGGUCCAGGGACCACAGCCCCUUCCUUGGGUCCAGAGUCCCCCCAUCAGUGAGUCUUGGCUCUGCUUAUAGCAUCUGACGCCAGAGGGGCCGAAAAUAGCCCCUGGAGAAGGGGGAGGUGGGAGUUAUUUAAAGGGCCUGGGAGGAGCAGAGCAGAGACUGUGUGAGGAGUGAUCAUGGCCACUUCGGAGCUGAGCUGCCAGGUGUCCGAGGAGAACUCUGAGCGCCGAGAGGCCUUCUGGGCUGAGUGGAAGGAUCUGACACUAUCUACACGGCCUGAGGAGGGUUGCUCCCUGCAUGAAGAGGAUGCCCUGCGGCGGGAGACCUACCACCGACAGGGGCAGUGCCAGGCACUGGUGCAGUGCUCCCCCUGGCUGGUGAUGCGGAUGGGCAUCCUUGGCCGUGGGCUGCAGGAGUACCAGCUUCCCUACCAGCGGGUGCUGCCACUACCUAUCUUCAUGCCCGCCAAGGUGGGUGCCACCAAAGAGGAGCGCGAGGACACCCCCAUCCCACUACAGGAGCUGCUGGCGCUGGAGACAGCCCUGGGUGGCCAGUGUGCGGAUCGCCAGGAGGUGGCUGAGAUCACCAAGCAGCUGCCCCCUGUGAUGCCCGUCAGCAAACCUGGUGCCCUUCGUCGCUCCCUGUCCCGCUCCAUGUCCCAGGAAGCCCAGAGAGGCUGAAAGGGACUGUGACUUGGGCUCCACUGUGCCCACCCUGGGCUGGGCCCUUCCUGGCUAGGACUACAGAGGGGAGCUGCUAGCCAUGGAUGCUUUGUAGUUUGCCCAGAGUUUGGGGCUGGGAAGAAGGGAGUCAGAGGCCAGGAUGCCUGAGCCCCUUGAGUUCCCAAAGGGAGGCAAAGACGGUGGGCACUGAAGGCGGAGAGCUGGGGGCCAGCAUAGCCUAGUACCCCAGCCCCAGGAGAAUGGACAAAAGAUGGUGGUGACCCUGGUUCAGGUUUCAGCUUCAGAGAAGAACUACGAAAAGUGUGAGAGGAUCUAGAAUGCUCUAGGCAGGAGGCUUGGAGAAGAUUGGAGGGAGGGGGAUGUGAGGAGGGCAGAGGCAGGCAUGGUGGGGCCCCCAGCACCCUGUUAGCACUGCAAUAAAUGCUCAGUUGUG